AAUUACUCCAACUAAGAAAAGAACAAAUGAUCCGCUUAAUUGGACAUGUACUACUUUCACAAAUAGUUUACAAUACGAUAGAGGCAUAUGCGAUUUAAUUAAAAUAACAUGUCAUCUCUAUUCGAUCACUCAGGGUAUAGGGUCUAUUAGGGAUCAGUGAUAAACAAUUAAAGGAUAUAUGUAGGAUCAUAAUGGAUCUUCGCCUCUAUACAGCACUAACUUUAAUAUUCUGCUUAGUUAUUCAGCAAUGCGACACUUAUAAGGCUAACCAUAAUAUUAGGGAAGAAAACUCUGAUACAAGCAGUAAUGAAGAGAAUGAAGAGGGAUCGGAAGAAAGUGAAAUAGAAGAUGGUGAAGACGAAAAACCAUCUACCAAUGAUGCUAGGCAAGGGUGGGAAAUUGAAGAUGGUGAAGGCGAAGGACCAUCUUCUCCAGAAGAAGAAAGGCUAAAUAAUGUAGAUGAAUACGGUGAUAAGGCAGAAGGUGAUAUUGCAGAUAGACCUGAAGAUUUUCUGACAGAGAAGAGUCCCAAGGCCAGAAAUGCCAUAGGAAUGGCUUUUAUGCGGACGUUUCUCUGGCCUUAUGGAGUAAUACCUUAUUCAUUUGAUCGGCUUCGACCAUUAACUGACUUUUCCAAAAAACAAGUGGAAGAAGCUUUGAAAAAAAUUGAAGACGCAACAAAAAUUAAAAACACGAAGUGUAUAGAGUUCAGACCUCGAAAAACAGAGAAAGAUUAUCUACUUUUUACUAGAAAAGAUGGGUGUUGGUCAAGAGUUGCAAAACGAGGAGGUGCACAAGACGUUUCAAUAGGUAUAGGAUGUACGAGAGUUGGUACAAUUAUGCAUGAAAUGUUACAUGCCUUGGGUUUUUAUCAUGAACAAAGCAGAAUUGAUCGAGAUAAAUACCUUGAUAUCAAAUGGACAAAUAUCGCCUCAGGAUAUACCAAUAACUUUGAUAAGUACAAUCUGGCAUACGCCUCAACACUUGGUAAACCGUAUGAUUUCGGCAGUAUAAUGCACUAUGGACCAUAUGCUUUUGCAAAAGUUCGAGGAUUGAAGACACUACAAGCAAAGACUAAUCCGAAAUUGUACUUUGGACAAAGAACUCACUUAAGUCCGAACGAUAUUGAGGAAAUACGGGUUUUAUACAACUGUUAUAGUAGAGCUAGCAAGGUAAAACUAUCAAGUAUUGAUUCUAAGGAAGAGGUUCCAUCCUCUAAUGAAAAAAAGGAUAGAAAACUAUCAAGUAUUGAUUCUAAGGAAGAGGUUCCAUCCUCUAAUGAAAAAAAGGAUAGAAACAAAUCUAAAGCUCAAGUAAAAACUGCUAAAGCAAGCAAAGCUACUAAAGUUUCAAAGGUAAGCAAAGAGUCCAUUGCAAACAGCAGAGAAGAUUCGGAUGAAAUAUGCGGUGUGGUUGAAUGUAAUUUCAAAAAGGACCUAGAAGGAUGUAGAUUAGAAGAUGGGGAUAAUGAUGAUUUUGACUGGAGCUUUGGACUGGAAACACCCAGUGCAUACACUGGACCACUAAAAGGGGACAAAACGUGUAAGAACAAACAAGCAGGGCUUUCUUCCAAAGAAUGCAAAUUUGCGUUUAUCGAAGCUAGUGGACACACAAAUAAAAAAGCUCGAUUAGAGACUAGAAAACAAUCCGAGGGAACAUAUUGUGUGAGGUUUGCCUGUAAUAUGUAUGGGAGUAUGAUCGGGGAUCUUAGAGUGAUAACAGUCAAUUCAAGGGGCGAUGAAGUUGGGCAGCAUUGGAAAAAAUCGGGAAAUCUCGGCACCUCAUGGAAAGAAACUGAAGUCGAAGUAAGGGUUGGAAAACAACAAAAGAUUGUCUUUGAGGCAAAAGUAGGGAUUGGCUACAAAAGUGACAUCGCCCUUGACGAUAUAUGCAUCACCAAAGGAAGUUGCUAGAUCACACUCAGGUGUAUAUAAUACCAGAGUUAUGGUGCCUAGUGGUUAUCUUCUUACUUUAAGUGUAUCUUUAAGUAAUGAGAAUAUAAUAUAUUCUUUAGACAA
Messenger RNA from Owenia fusiformis, 2018 nucleotides. The record is from the annotation of a GenBank genome assembly. NCBI's taxonomy places the organism in Eukaryota, Metazoa, Annelida, Polychaeta, Sabellida, Oweniidae.